This is a messenger RNA of Eruca vesicaria subsp. sativa (arugula), 1074 nucleotides long. The record is from the annotation of a GenBank genome assembly. NCBI's taxonomy places the organism in Eukaryota, Viridiplantae, Streptophyta, Magnoliopsida, Brassicales, Brassicaceae.
AUGAGAGAAGAAGAGACAGAGGCGUGGAGGUACUUUAGAAGAGAUGUUGUGCCGUUUGCUGCCAUGUUUGCAGUGGAGUGUGCAACGGUUGGGUCAAGCACACUGUACAAGGCUGCUACCUUAAGAGGAUUGAACUUCUAUGUCUUUAUCUUCUACACUUAUGUUAUUUCUACACUAAUACUUCUUCCACUUUCCAUCAUCUUUGGAAGGUCAAGAAGAUUGCCUGCAGUCAAGUCUCCUCUCUUCUUCAAGUUUCUCUUACUUGGGCUUGUCGGGUUCAUGGCAGUGAUGGCUGGUUGCAAAGGAAUAGAAUAUAGUUCUCCUACUGUUUCCUCUGCUAUCAGCAACCUCACACCAGCUUUUACCUUCACCCUCGCAAUUAUCUUCAGGAUGGAAAAUGUAAGGUUAAGGAAUUCCGCGACUCAGGCUAAAAUCAUUGGCGCAAUAAUAUCUAUUUCUGGUGCUCUGGUUGUUGUGCUCUAUAAAGGCCCCACACUCUUGGCUGCUUCGCUUCACAAGCAAUUGACUUCAUUCGAGUCCAGGUGGAUAAUCGGUGGCCUUUUGAUUGCUUUACAGUACUUUCUUGCAUCAGUCUGGUAUAUUCUCCAGACUCGAAUCAUGCAGAUAUACCCUGAAGAGAUAACUGUUAUCUUCUUAUACAAUCUAUGCGUAACACUAAUCUCAGCACCAGUAUGUUUGUUGGGGGAAAGCAACUUCACUUCUUGGAUGCUUAAACCGGAUAUUUCACUCGCUGCAAUAAUGUACUCGGGAGUUUUCGUUUCGCUAUUCAGCGGGCUUACCCACACAUGGGGUUUGCAUCUGAAGGGUCCUGUAUACAUAUCCUUUUUCAGGCCAUUGUCUAUUGUUAUUGUAGUAGCCAUGGGUGCUAUAUUCCUUGGCGAUGCACUUCACCUCGGGAGUGUGAUUGGAUCAGUGAUAUUGUGCAUUGGAUUCUACACGUUGAUUUGGGGAAAAGCAAGAGAGGAUACAACCAAAACUGCAGUUGGCUCUGAGCAUUAUUCACCUUUGCUGCUUACACACAUUGUAGAAGAUGAAGCCUUGUCAAUAAGAUAG